This is a messenger RNA of Salpingoeca rosetta, 3089 nucleotides long. RefSeq lists its product as uncharacterized. Bases 385 to 2787 code for a protein of 800 amino acids. The record is from RefSeq and is a predicted model, not a curated record. NCBI's taxonomy places the organism in Eukaryota, Choanoflagellata, Craspedida, Salpingoecidae. The transcript is spliced from 12 exons.
CCAAAACACGCCACACAACACGAAUUGCGCACCUCCAACCAACAGCUCUCUCUCUCUCUUCCUCCUCACAAUAUUGCCACGCUGCUCCAACGACACAACGAACCAGCUCGCCAACUGCAAUCCCCACUCCCUCCCUGUCCAUCGCUCCCCAUCGAUUGAUCGGUGGUGUUAUUGCCACCCACAGGUGUACUGCAUUGGGCUGGCUGAACAAGUGGCUGCCCCCCCACGCACACACGAUCAAAACACAAUUGCGGGUCUUCCUUCGCCUGUGGUCGUUGCGCGCUGCUUUGUUGUUUGUGUUUUGUGAGCUUUUGGUUGACUCACAAAUCACACAUUCGUUUGAGUCGACGGUUGGUUGCUUGGUCGGUUGGCCAUUGACAAGCCAUGAUGCGGGUGGCCACGGCGACGGCCGCAAUAGCGGUUGUCAUGCUGGUGACUGUCUUGAGCGGUGCCCAGUCGCUGAACCUGCUGAACCAGUUUGUGCCGCACACCGAGAACGACAUUGAAGGGUUCACACUUUUCUCCUCCAGCUCCAACGAAGGCGCAGAGAAGUGCGCCCAGCUCUGCCUUGCUAACGACGAGUGCAAGUCCUUCACGUUGUCCGGCGCGAGCUGCUACUACAAGAAUGUGACCAUUGCAGAGGCUGGCUCGGCCUAUGUGACCAACCCAGACGCGCGUCUCUACGAGCGCCCUCAGACGAGCCCGCCAUCGCAUGCCACUUGCGGCACUGGAGAGUUUGCCGCGCACGCGAACCACCCGAGCUGGACGCCGAUUCGCUUCUUCAACGGCGAGGGCGACUGCGCAUGGCGUAUCACCGACGAGGGAUACAAGCUGUUUCUGCUGACGAGUCUCGAGAAGAACAGCGACGUCACGGUGACGGGAACAGAGUACGUGAUUUCGCUUGGUGCCGCAACUGGCCUCACACCCACCACGUGCAUCGUCUCAUUCCCUGACAUUCCACGCUCGACCAUGCAUGACUUGAACCUGACCACGCAUGACGUUAAUCACGACAUGACCGCAUCGCAUCAUGACAUGACGACAUUGCAUCAUGACAGGCUCUCCAACUGCGGUACGCGCGACUUCACCGUCACCUGUCCAGACUCCAUCACCGUGGUGCGUUUGGAUUCGGCGGACACGGUGUGUGUGCUGGGGCGGUGUGAAUGCAAAGAUCCACACGCGACGCUGUUUCACGGCGACUGCAUCAUUCGCCCCGCCCAGCCAGCCGACUUUCAGGUGACGAAGGUCGGUGACAGCGCUGUUCUUCGCUGGAACCGCCCCCAAUUUGACAACUCCGCCACGGGAUUCACGCUGCACCAGAAGUUGUGCAGCGGGGGCCUGCAGGAGGAGACGGACCUCGGCUACCCGUCCGUUCCGUUCAAUCCAGACAAGCUUCCCCUCUCGGAGUUUAUGUACACGCUGACGGAUGUGCCUCGCACGUGCUGGCUGUUCUCUGUGUUUGGGUACACCACCGGCGAUCUGGCGGGAUACCCGACGCGCACCAUCAGGGUCGACUUUUCAAGGAAUCCAUCACCAUCGCCACCAUCGCCACCAUCGCCACCAUCGCCGCCCUGGCCAUCGUGGUCGACGUGGUCUCAGCAGCACCCCACGCACCGCCCGACACACACGCACCCGCACACGUUCACGCCCGUCUCCCCGACGUCCUCGGCCUCUGGCGGCGAGAGCAGCAUUGCGCGGCCUGAGAUUAUUGCGACGUCGAUUGUCCUCUCCGUCAUUCUGUUUCUCCUCGGGGGCGCAAUCGCACUGUACCAGUUUGUGCAGUUCCGGCGUCGCGUGCGGCUGACGCGGUUUGACUUUGAUGCGGAAUUGGAGCACGUGGGGACCGACGGAGACGGCGGUGAAAUGCAGCAGCUGUUGCAGGAUGCGGCGGCUGCGCGUGUGUUUGUGGACGCGGACUCCGAUUCCAACGACGACACCGAUCAAGGCAACAGUGACAACAACGGCGCCGACGGCGACACGGAGGGUGGUGGAGAUGGCACGACCCCGGCUAACAAGAAAUCGUCGUCAUCGUCAUCGUCAUCGUCAUCGUCGUCGUCGUCGUCGUCAUCGUCGUCGUCAUCGUCGUCGCUGGUGCGGCGAACGAGCCAGCUGCUUGAGCAGAAGCGGCAGCAGCGCCGCAUGAUGCUGAUUGGCACGGGCGUGUUCGCCGUGGACCAGGCUGAGGACGGUGAGGGCGAUGAGGCAGGUGGUGGUGGCGGCGCGGGCCAGGACGCGUUCUCGCGCAUGGAGUCGCGGUUGCAGGAGCAGCAGCGGUUGCGGGAACGCCUGCGCGCUGAUGUGCUCUCACGCCAUCAGCAGGAACAGCAGCGGCAGCAGCAACAGCAGCAGCAUGAGACAACACAAGACCUCCACGCUGCCAGCACCGACUCGCAGCAGCAGCAGCAGCAAGAGUCAGAGGUGAUGCACACAUCCACUUCAUCAUCGUCGUCGUCGUCGUCGCCGUCGUCAUCGUCGUCAUCGUCGCCACUGGAUGCACAUGCUAGCACGUCGCAGUCAUCGCCGCCGCCGCCGCCUUCACAAUCGCAGAGACGAAGCAGCGCGGCGAGCAGCUGUGGUGGUGAUACUGCUGGUGAUGGAGGCAAUCCAGUGGGUGCACAGCGUGAUGGUGAUGGCGAUGGUGGCAAUGGUGGUGAUGGCGAUGAUGGCGAUGAUGAGGGCGCGAGAAUAGCAGAGCAGCCGGGUACUGUGGAUGGCGUCAAGUUUGUGCAAGGCGAUGACGAUGACGAUGACGAUGAUGAUGAUGAUGUUCUCAUGUUUGAAGAUGAAUGAGGUGUAUGUGCUGUAUGGCUCGUACAUGUACACUCGCGUGAUGGUGUUAUGGCUCACGUGUGCGUCACUGUUGGCGUGAAUGGAAUGGAGAGGAGAGGAGAGGAGAGGUGUUGUUUGAUGACGAUGAUGUGAAACGCUGCUGAUGGUGAUGCUGACGAUGAUGAUGGUGAUGGUGAUGGUGAUGACGUCGUAUCUUUACACUUGCGUUGACUUUUAAUCUCCUGAUGUGUUACAUUACAAGACUGUAUUGUUUUGCUGCCGGUGGUGGCUGGUUUCAACAAUGAUAAACAUCCCCAACCCUG